This is a messenger RNA of Gekko japonicus, 1850 nucleotides long. RefSeq names its product heterogeneous nuclear ribonucleoprotein A0 (gene HNRNPA0). Bases 503 to 1417 code for a protein of 304 amino acids. Lineage: Eukaryota; Metazoa; Chordata; Lepidosauria; Squamata; Gekkonidae. Gene Ontology annotation, molecular function: RNA binding. The record is from RefSeq and is a predicted model, not a curated record. The transcript has a single exon.
GAAUAGGUGCCCGCCUCUUUGCUGCACAACUCUUUAAAGGAAAAUGUGAUUGGGUCUUUCAAGCGUCACUCCCGUCUUUUUCAAAACUCCCCGGCUGCACGAGAAAGAAAAACGAUUGGCUUUCAGAGCUGUCACUCAAGAACGGGAUAUCUUUUGACGCAAAAGGUAGUGGUAGAACCACUUUAGGUCUUCGAACGGGGGCGUGGUCUGCGAUACGGCGGUGGGCGGGCCGUUCAGCGUUUCCUUUGUGUGUGGGCACCAGUAACCGGCUGUGAGCGCGCUUGAGGAGGAGUAGAAGCCGCCAUUUUGUGCGUGUGCGCUUCCUCUUCCCCACCCCCUUUCCCCGUUCUCUGCCGGUUAAACCAGGUCCGAUCGCCGUGGCCGCCCUCCCGCCUGUGAGGAACGCCAGCCUCGUAGCGUCCGUCUUCGCUAGGCCGCAGCUGCCCCCUGCCGGCGGCAGCAGAGAGGAGGCGAGGAGGAGUUUGGCGGCCUCGGCUCCGGCAUGGAGAACAACCAGCUGUGUAAGCUGUUCAUCGGCGGCCUGAAUGUGCAGACGACGGAGGCAGGGCUGCGAGAGCACUUCUCGGCCUACGGCACCCUGACCGACUGCGUGGUGGUGCUGAACCCGCAGACGAAGCGCUCCCGAUGCUUCGGUUUCGUCACCUACUCGGCCGUGGAGGAGGCCGACGCGGCCAUGGCUGCCUCUCCGCACGCCGUGGACGGCAACGCGGUCGAGCUGAAGCGCGCCGUCUCCCGCGAGGACUCGGCCCGGCCCGGCGCUCACGCGAAGGUGAAGAAGCUCUUCGUCGGAGGCCUCAAGGGGGACUUGGGCGAGAACGACCUGGUGGAGCACUUCAGCCAGUUCGGCCCCGUGGAGAAGGCCGAGAUCAUCUCUAACAAGCAGAGCGGCAAGAAGCGCGGCUUCGGCUUCGUCUACUUCCAGAACCACGACGCCGCCGACAAGGCCGCCGUGGUCAAGUUCCACCCCAUCCAGGGUCACCGCGUGGAGGUCAAGAAGGCUGUGCCCAGGGAAGACAUCCAGGCAGGAGGAGGAGGAGGCGGCGGAGGAGGAGGAUCUUCCCGGUCGAGCUGGGGCGGCAGGGGACGGGGAAGGGGCGGCGGCGGCGGCGGCAACCGGGACCACAACGGGCUCUCCAAAGGCGGCGGCGGCUAUAACAGUUACGGAGGCUACGGUGGAGGGGGCUACGGAUCGUACGGCGGAGGCUCGUACGGAGGAGGAGGAGGCGGCGACUACGGCAACGGGUACGGCGGAUUCGGCAGCUACAGCCAGCACCAGUCGUCUUACGGCCCCAUGAAGAGCGGAGGCGGAGGGGGCGGCGGCUGGGGAGCCCGUAGUAACAGUGGACCUUACAGAGGUGGUUAUGGCGGGGGAGGCUGCGGAGGAGGCCCCUUCUAAGCGGGAAUUUCCCAUAACCGCUGUGGGGAAUACCAGUUUUGUCUGCAUGGAGUAUGCUCUCCGUUUGUACCGGGCCAGAUUCUCAGUAGUCCCCUACUCUUCGCCUACGGGCACCUCCAUAUAAAAGGCUCCCAUGAUGCGGAGCAGCUCUCAAAUUACCCCUGCUGGGGUCGCUCUGCUGCCUGUGCCACUUCUUUCUUCCCGAAGAUGGACUGGGCUUCACACAACGAUUUUGUGUUAGUCAUUGAUGGACUCUAUUUUUUUAUUGCUUGGACAUUGGUCGUUUUUAUACUAGGAACAAGAUUGUUUUAAUUUUGGUUUAUUUGGGGAUGGGAGGGAAUGUUGUGCUGAUUCUGGAGUAAAAACAUGGGAGGGGAAAGGGGAAUUAACUUUGUAAGGACUUGGAUACCUACACAUUUUUUUUCUACAAAAU